AUGAAUCUCUUAUUGAGGAUAGUUGGUCAAAAUCAUCAACUACUUUACCAGUGUUUGAUAGUACCGCCUGCAUUGUUAUUCUAUAGCUUGGCCAGGCAAGGAUUGCUCGGCGUGGUUCACAGGUACAUUUAUUUGACGCUGGGAGGAUCCAUCCUAGCUGUCCUGACAAUGGGUCCAUACAGUUUACUUCUGUUCGUCAGCGUUGGUGUUUUCAUUCUGCUGGUUUAUUCUGUGGAGCCGAGGAGGAUUCACCAGUGGACUUUCACUUCACAAAUGUUCUGGCAAAGUCUCUGGCACUUUUACAUACAAUACCAACAGCACUGGCUCCAAGAACCAACAGAUUCCAGACUUAUGCUCGCUGCAUCUUCAUUAAUGCUUCUUACUCAGAGAAUAACCUCUGUAUCAAUGGAUCUUCGGGAGGGUAAAGUGAUUGGACCCUCCAAAAGAAGCCGUAAGGAUCAGCCGUACUUCCUAAUUUCUCUGCUUAGCUACACUUUCUACUUUCCUGCCCUUCUUGGAGGACCCCUCUGCUCAUUUAAUAGGUUUGUGGCAUUUGUAGAACAAAUCAAUGUCAGUCCUCCACCUUCUCCAUUAUUUAUUGUUUCUUUGAAGGUAUUGCACAUGCUGCUGUUGGUGUGGAUUAAAUAUGUUCUAAUAAGCUUUAUUCAGUCCAGUCCAAUCAGUUGGGUAAAUUUAUGGGAUCUCCAUGGUAUUCUUUGGAUAUGGAUUCUCUCUCUGGCAUUCAAGAUCAGCUAUUACUCUCACUGGAUGAUAAGUGAGUGUGUCAACAAUGCUGUUGGGCUCGGUUUCCGUGGUUACAGUCCAAACGGAAGUCUGCUCUGGGAUGGACUGACCGAUGGAGAUCCGUGUUCAAUAGAACUGUCCUGCCGUCCCUCGGUUUUCGCUCGACGGUGGAAUAAAACGACAGCUGAGUGGCUACGCAGAUUAAUUUUCAACAGAUGCAGCAGGGCACCGGUACUGAUGACGUUCUUGUUUUCGGCUUGGUGGCACGGCUUGCACCCCGGGCAGGUUGUAGGGUUUUUGGCAUGGGCUGUUGCCGUGGCGGGGGACUAUCGCCUGCAUAAUUUUUUGAGAUCAAAGCUUUCCUCGGUUUGGAGAAAAGUGUUGUACUCUUGCCUUGGUUGGGUCCAGACUCAAAUGAUCAUUGCUUGUGUUGUUGUUGUUGUUGAACUUCGAAGUUUUUUAUUUGUGAAAUUACUUUGUACAUCUUACAUGGUUGUAUUUCCCCUCAUAAAUAUCAUUAUAAUAUUAUACUAA
Messenger RNA from Chanos chanos (milkfish), 1278 nucleotides. It is a transcript of the gene mboat4, whose product is annotated as membrane bound O-acyltransferase domain containing 4. Gene Ontology annotation, biological process: lipid modification; peptidyl-serine octanoylation. The record is from RefSeq and is a predicted model, not a curated record. Bases 1 to 1278 code for a protein of 425 amino acids. Gene Ontology annotation, cellular component: endoplasmic reticulum membrane. NCBI's taxonomy places the organism in Eukaryota, Metazoa, Chordata, Actinopteri, Gonorynchiformes, Chanidae. Gene Ontology annotation, molecular function: serine O-acyltransferase activity. The transcript has 3 exons.